Molecule: messenger RNA, 3977 nt
Organism: Scatophagus argus
Lineage: Eukaryota; Metazoa; Chordata; Actinopteri; Scatophagidae
Gene: ppp1r3cb
Product: protein phosphatase 1, regulatory subunit 3Cb
Exons: 3
Coding region: 182-1159 (325 amino acids)
Biological process (GO): regulation of glycogen biosynthetic process
Cellular component (GO): protein phosphatase type 1 complex
Molecular function (GO): protein phosphatase 1 binding; glycogen binding
Source: RefSeq, a predicted model, not a curated record
CUCGCUCUCCAUCUCUGUCGGGGGCGUGUCAGGCCGCGUCUUCUCUCUAAAAUGGCUGAAAUGUGAAAAUUGCAUUAAAGCAAGAGAGUUAAAAGGAAAGAAAAUAAAGAGAAACAACAGGCGCUCGCCGUCGAGGGUUGUGUUGGACUGAAGUGGGUUCUACUGAGAGUGAAACUUUUCAAUGAACUGCACCAGUGUUCUCCACAUCCUGAGCCCUGGGGGUUCAUCUCCCAUCAUGCCUGUCGACAUGGCCGUGAGGAUCUGCCUGGCGAGCUCUCCUCCUCUGCGCUCCUUCCUCAGUAAUUAUGACAACCUGUCUCUUUGUGAACCGCUGAGACCUUGUCUGUCCAACGUCACCACAUCAACCAUGAGGUCAGCGAGCACAGAGCUCGAUGGCAGCCCAGCGUGGCUGAAAAGGAAGAAGAAGAAGAAAAGUGUGGUUUUUGCAGACUCUCAAGGCCUCGCGCUCACCGCCAUCCACGUCUUCAACGAGGCUGAGGACUACCCACUGACCGAGCUGCAGUUCCACCUGACAGAGCUAGAGGGCGCCACCGCCGGUCUGCACCUGGGAAACAGUAAAGAAGCUGCAGAUUGUGGUUCAGGUCUGGUUCUGGACUUCAUCCAGCCGGCAGCAGACUAUUUGGACCUGAGGAACCGGCUCAAAGCCCAGCAGGUUUGUCUGGAGACCUGUUCUGUCCAAGAGCAUCUGCUCUCAGGCACUGUUCAGGUUCGAAACCUCUCUUUUCAAAAGUCCGUCUCGAUCCGGAUCACCUUUGACUCGUGGCGCUCCUUCCAGGACGUUCCGUGUCUGUACCUAAACAACAUCUACGGCUGCCCUGACACCGACACCUUCUCCUUCUCUGUAUUCAUACCGGAGGUUCUCAAGCCCUCCAAUACAGUGGAGUUCUGCAUUCAGUACCAGACUCAGGACCAAACCUUCUGGGACAACAACCACGGGAACAACUACCGGUUGGUGGUGGCAGACCUUACGAGCAGCCCAGCUCGGAGCACCGUCAGUCUGGAGAUCCAGGGAGACCACAAUGGAGAAAAGAGGGAGGAGAUGGAGUGUGAUCCCUUUGGAAGUCCCAGGACAUCAGCAGGGAUCUUUCCUGAGUGGCAGAGCUGGGGUUGUGUUGAGAACAGCACCCCCUACUGGUGAGACCACCUUAGGCCAUGUUUUUAACAUUGCAUUCACUCUGUAACAUUGUUCCCAAGAUGUAAGAGAUUCACAGGACCUUCACCUGAGUACUGAGAAGCCACUGGUGGUUUUUGCGGUUAUGUUGGCAGGAUGCACUACGGACUGCUGUCACUUAAAUCACUUUAGCUGCCCUAACAUGAACCAUUUACUUUAUGGAAACAUUUGGAGUCUGCCUGGACUGGAGUAGAAGGUCUCAGGACAACAGCCAGUUCAACAUCGGGUGGUCACAAUGUCUUGGCCCAGCACACCUGAUGAAUGAAGCAUCAGAACCCGAUAGGUGCCGACGCUGAGUCAGAACUGGCCUGUGUACUGCACACUGGAGCAUCUUUUCAGAUCUGCACCCCAACGAACAAACCCCACUCCCCUUUAAGAGCCAGACUGGUCUUGCAUCUGGUCCUCUGUGUUGGGACACAGCCAAAUGGACACCAGGUGGACACCUGGGAUGACCUCAGUUACAAAGGGAUUCACGGGUGCCCUGAAAAAGCAUUAAAACAUUCAAGAGUUUUCAUUGCAUCAGAGACAUUCAUAUUUAAAAUAUGCAAGUCUGACAGACUGAAGUGAACUGAGGAGUCUUGAAGGCUUUUCAGCAGCAUCCAAAAGAUUUGGUAAAUGUCACGAGGAUCCUCGCGGUGACCGGACAGGCUUUAGAAGUCUCACACGGAUUCAGAGGUGCUCUCUUUAAACUUCCUAAAUACCCACAGGAGCGUCAUGGCCUUACGUGUUUCAAAACCCCUUACCCUAACCUGACCCCGUCUGGUGCAGGGCUUAAUCCAGAUGUCCAAACCACCUUGCACCUGCAGACUUGAACCUUGAACUGACUCGGUGCACUUUAGGGGGGGUUAGAGAGUCAAGAUCACGGUUUUAGCUAAAUGCACAGAUGUGAGUGAGAUCUGAACUUUUGUCUCAGUGUGUUUUAUCCCCACAUUACUGCUGAGCACUUUUUGUUAUAACCAUAAGCACCUCAGAAGUCUGCAAGUCCAGAUGGGGGACAUCUGGAUUCAGUCGAACUCUAAAAGUUAAAGAACUGUUCAGGUUUGAUGGUAAUUGUUUGUACCAUUUCAGGCCUCUAAUUUAUACUUGACAUGUCAGUGUUUCAGAGACUCUAUUCUGAACUGGUUGAAUCCAGAGUGAACUGAUUGGAAAAACCAAUCAGAACCAGAAACUAAGAACUUGCACUUUAGUUAAUGUUAUCCUCGGAGAAUUCGCAGCUGGUGGGGAAACCAGCACAUUUAGCUGCUGUUAUGGUAGUGUUACAGCGGGGUUACUGGGGGGUGAAACCACUCAGUCACCCAGUAUUCCACAUAACCAGAUCUUCAUCUUUGUAACUAUGCACAAAAUGGCUUCCAAGUUUUCUGGGAGGUUAGAAUCUUGACUUGUUUCUUUGACUUGGGGGUUUUCUAAUUUCUGAAUUCACACAGACUUAAAGACAAGCGCAUGAAGUGAUUUCUGUAAAAGACAUUGAUUUGGUGCUGACACACGUUGUUUUAGAGCAGUAUUAGCAUCAGCCAGAAUCCAAAAAGAACCCAGUUGGAAAACACCAGAACUUCCCUUUAAAUCAGCGCUUCAUUUAUUGGUCUACACUUUGAGUGGUCUGGGCUCAGUCCUCAGGUUCAAGGCAGAUUUCAACGUGUUUGGCUUGUACAAACUUUUGUCGCUGUUUUCACUGUCACAUUGAUGUUUGAUGCCCUGAAUGCAGCAUGAAGAGGAAGAUGAUGGGCGGGGUGAAAGGUCACGUUGGCUACUUUGUGACACAUUUCAUUUCUUUGUUUUCCUUCCUGUUAGCAUGUCACUGUGGCGUUUCUGUUUCCCUGGUAACAGGUAGCUCAUCACUUAGUAGUUGCAGGAUGUCGUCAUGGUAAUUUUAACUUUUUAACUGUAGAUGGAGAGCUAAAGGUAAACCUGCACUUCCUGUUAGCUCAUGUUAGCCAUACCAGCAUAAAAGCCUUUACUAAGUUACUAAGAAACACUUCCAGUGCUCUUACCAUGUGUGUGUGUGUGUGUGUGUGUGUGAAAUGUAAAGUGAGUGUUUCAGCCAAAGUGAGUUUGGCUCUAAAAAACUGAAUAAAGGUGUUGCAUGUGGUUUUUGUUUGUGUUGAGAUGUUUGGCAGCUGGGGGGCUCGUGCUGCAUUCAAGUCACGUCAGAAUUGUGGUAAAUGGUGACAGGUGAGCUUUCUGAGGGUCAUGUGACUGUUAUCAAGCUAAUAAAAACAAGCGUCCUGCUGUGUGUGGUUGAUGCAUUAUUUAUCCCUCCAGACCCCCUGGUGGCGCUGUGUCAGGGGAGCACUUAGCUACACUGCUAAUGUUGCCAACAGUAGAUGAACAUUGUUUUUGUAAGCUUGAAGCUGCAUCAUGCUAAUAUUUUACCGGAACGGUCUGAUCUGAGGUUAGUUUAUGAUUUUUUGGCCCUCUGCUCAGCAGUGAUUGGCUGUUCAGAGUGGCUCACUUCAAAGUCAUGAAUUUGAUCUUUCAGUGAGAACUGAGUUUAAGUUUGCUUUUAUUCCGGCGUGACUUGAACGCAACAAUUUAGUUAGAAACCAGUCAGUUCGCUCCUGCUAACUUAACAGUUAUGAUUGGUAUUUAUCUUAGCUAGCUAACCAACUAGCCAACAGCUAGCAUUAGCGACUGUACUGUAGCGAGGCUGUUUUGUAAAGUGCAAUGUAACGAUGAUGUUAUGAUGUUUUGAUGUGAGCAGGAAGUGAUGUAAGCAGGGAGUGAGUGAGUGACUGUUCCUUUUGUGUGUUUCCUUUCAGAAUAAAAAUCUAAUGUUUCAAGUGUAGUG